Molecule: messenger RNA, 1895 nt
Organism: Suncus etruscus (white-toothed pygmy shrew)
Lineage: Eukaryota; Metazoa; Chordata; Mammalia; Eulipotyphla; Soricidae
Gene: FAM217B
Product: family with sequence similarity 217 member B
Exons: 3
Coding region: 374-1555 (393 amino acids)
Source: RefSeq, a predicted model, not a curated record
AGUGCUUUGAACUUAAUGAGUGAGCCCCAAGGUGUGUGUGUUGGCGGGGAGGGUUUCAUUCACAACAUAUGUGCUAAUGUGACUUUGUUCCCUGGGUUUCAACAACCUGCCAGGAUGUUCAAACACCCCAAAGCACCCUGGCCUGUGGGUGGGGUCUUUUGCACCUUCCUUGCACCCUCUGACAGUGUCCUCUUGCUCCUAGUUCCGGUGAGGGAGGAGCACUUUCCGAAUUUAGAGGAAUAAAGAAGUCGCGUUUCCAGCUGCCCUGUCUCGCAACAGAUUAAGCAAGAAUAUUUCAAGGCCUGCAGAGAAGACAGUCCCUCAAGCCCUCGAUGAUGACCAGCUGUGCGAAUUUUCCCAGAAAGGGCAUAGGAUGAAGGAGUCACAACACGGAAGCAGUGGCAAGGCUGUGGGCCAGGCUUGGAGUAAAGCACAACAACAGCCCAGUUCUGCAGGCCAGAGACCCAGCAAGCCCCGGACCCUGAGUGCCACUCAGCCAAGGAGCAGUCUGGGGGGUGUCACCGUGAGGCCAAGACACCAACCUGCAGACAUCGUGUGCCCCGAAGCCAAGCCAACACUGGGACCCCGGGCUGUGCCCAUGGGUGCCUCGGCCAGCAAGUUAUUCCUGGAUUUCCAGUCCAUGAAGAUCAUUCACGAGGAUGCUGACCAGGACAGUGCCAGCGACCUGUCAGACUCGGAAAGGGUCCCGGUGGCCCCCUCACCUCUUACCCCGCCUGAGCUGAAUCUCCGAGCCGAAGAGAUCGACCCCUUGAGCUUCGACCUGCCUCUCUGCCAGGGCCAGGGGGAGCCUGAGUACCGGUACCCCGACUUCCUCCCACCCCCACUUAAUUCCUGGGAUCUCCGGGACAUGGCUGAGCUCGGACCCAUGGAGAGCAGAGCGGGUGCUGCCAUGCUGGUCCUGCGGCCUGGAGGUACCCUGGGCCGCUUCGUGGACCGCCUGGUACAGUUGGAGUGGUUACAGGAGCAGACUUUGCAAUGGGAACGUGCCAGGGGCACCAAGGGGAGGGCAACCCCAGGUUCUAGUGCCCCAGGGAGGGGCAAGCAUCUGGCUGCUGCUCUGGCCCGGCCUCACGGGGGGACCUCCAGACUGGACCCUUCCUGCAAGAAAGAUUGGCCUCGGACACCAGACGUGGGUGCCUCUCCUAGCACCCUAGAACCUCACCUCCAGACCCUGGACAUGCCUAUGCGCCGCAGGGCAUGCACCCCAAAGUCAUCAGCUAAUGGUAGGGCAGAGGAAAAGAAAAGGAAGCCAAGUAAAGGGGCCUGUUUUCCACGCUGGGACCUGCCCCGUGGGGGUGUGGGCACAAGUGGGGGCGACAGCAGGCUGGAGAGUAGCGACAACCUCCGGGCCCCCAGACCCCACGUAGGCACCCUAGAUGCUGCGGACUCAAAGGUGCCCAGAGCACAGACGCAUGCCAGUCUCAAGAAAAAGGGAGGCAUGAGCCACAGCAGACAGGCACCUGUAUCCAAUGAGAAGAAACUGAGACCCAACGGGGUGAAACCUACUGCUUCAGGCACUCGGAGAUUCAAAUAACAUGGGCCAGAAUGCACAGUCCCCUUUCCUGGCAGUGCUCUGAGCUCUAAGCAAGCCCAUGUCCAGCGUGCAAAGGUCACAGUCCCUCCCUCAAGUAUCUUCCCUGAGAUCUUCUUGGGAGGGAGCAUGCUAAGCAAAUGAACAUUUCCAGGACUAAUUGGGGCCCAGCGCACUCGAUGACUUGACUGUCAGGUCCCCAAGAGGGGAGAGCCAAGUUCCAAACCCAGGAUGAAGGUGUUGAUGGCACGCAUCUGCCUCCCUGCACACAGACCAGGACACAGACUUCUUCCAAAUGGUGGCUGGGCUGAGGGAAGUGACCCAAUUUUAUGGUAGACAGAAG